Myiozetetes cayanensis is the source of this 3579-nucleotide messenger RNA. It is a transcript of the gene POLN, whose product is annotated as DNA polymerase nu. NCBI's taxonomy places the organism in Eukaryota, Metazoa, Chordata, Aves, Passeriformes, Tyrannidae. The transcript is spliced from 24 exons. Bases 1 to 2520 code for a protein of 839 amino acids. The record is from RefSeq and is a predicted model, not a curated record. Gene Ontology annotation, biological process: DNA-templated DNA replication; double-strand break repair. Gene Ontology annotation, molecular function: DNA binding; DNA-directed DNA polymerase activity.
AUGGAGCGGUGCAUGUACAUAGGAUGUGAGAUUUCUAAAGUGCCUUUAUCUGAUACUGCUCAGAGGAUUAUGACAGCUCUGCAGUCUAUUCCUGUAGAAGUUCAGACAAACAGAGACAAUAACCAGAGUAUAGAGAAGACAAAGGACAAUAAAGUAGGUGAUAAGGAUGCACAUCUGAGAAAUGAAAAGGAGGUUUGUGAUUCCAGAAUUGCCAUUUUAAAAACAUCUGCCAGCCCUGAAAAAAGUACUGCUGGUGAGAUAGUCAGGACAGUGCAUACCAAUGAAAUGCUUGGCUGUCAAGAUACCAAAAUAGUGAGCUGUUACCAGGAUUCAGACUUGCCAACAUGGGAAUAUCAAGAAAGAAAUCUUUCAGUAGAAGCAAAAAAGCCGAAGGAUGGGGAAAAGAAAAUAACUGUUCCUCUUAAAAGAAAGCAAAAUGUGUUUACGUGUUGUUCAGAGAAAACAAGAAGAUUACAUGUAAAGCCCUGCACUUCUUCACAUGAAAGAAGAUACGACUAUAGCUCUGGACAAAGAGAGACUUCUGAAAAUCAUCCUUGUGAUAUCAGCACUUUAGGAUAUGAAGAAAAAAGAGAACUGCUUGCAACUAUAGAGCAGGCAGUGGCUUUUGUAACUACGAUGAUAUUUCAAGAUGGUUCUUCACAGCUCAGUUCAGAACAGGUCUCAACCUCUUCAGUAAAAGGAGUUGUUGUGCUAGUGAAGAAUCCUCCCAGCAACUCUUCAACUGGCUGUGCUUGGAAUGCUGCUAAGGAAAAUGAUAAAUUAAUUUAUUUAAAAACUGAACGACCGUCUCUCUGGGGACAAGAACAGGCUCACAUGAAAUUUUCUUGGCAAGUGUUGUUUCAAAUGCUACAGUGCAAAAUUCCAGUAAUUUGCUUCAAUGCAAAAGAUUUCCUGAGGACUCUACUUCAAGUUUAUGGUAAUGAAAUCAGCUGGAAACAAGUUGCUGAUAGUGUUGUGUUGGAUCCAAGGAUUGCUGCAUGGCUGAUAAACCCCAGUGACACAGUUCCUUCCUUUGAAUCUUUAAUACAGAAGUACUUUGAAAAACCUUUCUCAAAGGGAGCAGAAAAUACAGAUACAGGCACUUUGAGAAAUGCAUCUUAUCAAAACUUAGGUGUGAACUUGGAGAAGCUUUAUAAUGUAAUGAUGGACCUCAUUCAUGACUUAAAGGCUCAAGGUUUGUGGAACUUAUUUUGCACAUUGGAGCUCCCACUUAUCAAAAUUCUGGCAGUGAUGGAAACACACAAAAUAUAUGUGAACAAACAAGAACUGAAAAAAACAUCGGAGAUUCUGGGGUUGCGGCUCAAGGAGCUUGAACAGGAAGCUCAUCAAGUUGCUGGAGAACGGUUCCUGUUGACCAGCAGUUAUCAACUCCGAGAGGUACUAUUUGAUAAGUUAAAGCUGCAUACGCUGUGUGAGAAACUUCAGAGAACUGAAAUACAACAACUUGUGUCCACCUCAGAAGCUGUGCUACAUAAAUUGCAAGAUCUUCAUCCUUUGCCUAAGAUAAUUUUAGAGUACCGUCAGGUUCAUAAGAUGAAAUCAACUUAUGUGGAUGGAUUACGAACGUGCAUGAGAAAGGGAUUUAUUUCCUCUACAUGGAAUCAGACAGGAACUGUGACUGGCAGACUUUCAGCCAAACAUCCUAACAUUCAAGGUAUCUCUAAACAUCCAGUUAGAAUUACAAAGAAACAGUACAUAAAAGGAAAGGAAGAGGACAUAGUAACUAUUUCCCCAAGAACACUGUUUGUUUCAAAAAAAGGAUGUACAUUUUUAGCAGCAGAUUUUUCUCAUAUUGAGUUAAGGAUCCUUGCUGACUUAUCAUCUGAACCAGAACUUUUGAAACUGUUCCAAGAACCUGAAAUCACCGAUAUAUUUUCCACACUGGCUUCUCAGUGGAAAGGUAUUCCAAGUGAAGAAGUGAAACAUGCUGAUAGAGAGCAAGCAAAGCGUAUAGUUUACUCAGUGGUUUAUGGAGCAGGUAAGGAACGUCUUGCUGACUGCUUGGGAAUUACUCCUCUUCAAGCAAGUCAGUUUAUAGAGAGUUUUAUGCAAAAAUACAAGAAAGUGCAUGAAUUUACAAAGAAAACCAUCGAGCAAUGCCGAAAUAAAGGUUAUGUGGUUUCCAUAAUGGGACGUAAAAGACCCCUGGCCAAUAUCAAUGCCCAGGAUUACAAGUUACGCACUCAAGCAGAGAGGCAGGCGGUCAAUUUUGUUGUUCAAGGCUCUGCAGCUGAUCUUUGUAAAAUGGCUAUGGUGAAGAUUUUUACCUCUGUUGUCAUCUCUCCCACUUUAACAGCCAGGUUAAUUGCACAGAUCCAUGAUGAACUGUUGUUUGAAGUAGAAGAUUCUCAAAUCCAGGAAUUUUCAGCACUGGUAAAAAGAACAAUGGAGUCCCUGCAGCAAACAACAGCCUUGGAAGUGCCACUAAAGGUUCCCUUGAAAGUGAUUCUCACCACUGGGAAAUCAUGGGGGUGUAUGACAGAAUUGCAGGAGAUGUAAAGCAGCCAUCAGGGAUGUUAUUCAGUACCCGAACACCUCAUUGGCCUGUGCUGAUUCCUCGCUGAAUCACUAGGCAACAGCGCUGCUGGAUCUUUCAUAAGCACCUAAUACUCUGCAUGUGAAUUUUUUUACUUCAUUUUGUCUGUAGCCCUAGGCAACAGCAGUGAGAUAAAACUGGUUUCUACCAGUUCAUUGUGUUUCCUUUAGCCAAGGUAACCAGCGGGGAGCUGCUUUUGUUCAGAGCUAAAUUACUACAUGUAAGAAAUGAAACAAGACGAUAUUAACCCUUUGGGAACAUCACAAAUAGAUUUGAGUUGGAGGGAUGUUUAGACUUUAAUGUUAAUUUUUUUGUGAGGUGGGUGUGUAAAAAUACUUCUACACUGGCGCUAUUUGAACUGUAUCAGCAAAUGCUUAACUGUUGUAUUCAGCUUAUUUUGUAUUUUGUCAGUAGAAUGCAGAUGCUUGGUGUUCAUGACAUAUUAAAUGUCCUGUUCCCCAGAGUAAGAAAAAGAGUUCUUUGGAAAUGAACUUGAUUUUUAUCUAGAAUUUUGGAGCAAAACAAGUAAACAAAACUAGAAGCAUAAAUGCAAUAAAAAUAACCAGAUUGUUGUCAAUUCAGUUAAUUUCAAACUCAACUUGCACACUGUAACCUCAGCAUAGAGGAAAUAUUAUAGUUUUGCCUAAUUUAUUACUUUUAUUACUUAUGUAAUGCUAAAUAUUGUUUGGAUAAAUUUUAGGAUUUUGCCUUGUGCAUCUAAGGAUUCAGGCUUUUAUUCUAAUGUUUGGAUUUUUUAUUGAUAAUUUGGUUUUCUGUAGAGUUUAUUCCUUAAAAGAGCUUGUUUCAUAACAUUACUGUUUUACAAAUUCUGUCUCCAUGCUUGUGGAAUAUGAAGCUGUCCUCAGAGUCUGCUAGUAAUUAUUCAGAGGUUGAAGUCAAACACAAAACUUUUUAAGAGGUGUUCAGUAUGUUUUAUCAUUAGACAUCAAAGUUAUACAGUUUAAAUUUUAGAAAUGUAUGGUUACAAAGACUUUGCAGCAUUUUUAAUUUGUAGAGUUAAA